Messenger RNA from Drosophila gunungcola (fruit fly), 702 nucleotides. Its product is annotated as accessory gland protein Acp29AB-like. The record is from RefSeq and is a predicted model, not a curated record. Bases 1 to 702 code for a protein of 233 amino acids. Lineage: Eukaryota; Metazoa; Arthropoda; Insecta; Diptera; Drosophilidae. The transcript has a single exon. Gene Ontology annotation, molecular function: signaling receptor activity.
AUGCUCAAGUUGGGCACUUUUAUAUUGUGGGCCUUUUGUGGCCUGAUAGUUUAUGGAUCCCCAGCGAAACCACAGGAAAGUUCGGGAUCUGUUUGCCUCCUUAAGGACGCACCCAACCAAUGCGGAUCGUUUUGCCUUUCAGCACUAGGUCCACUCUACGAUCACAUGGCUAAGUUCGAGCUUACCUUGAAUAAAACCCAAAAAAGUCAGCAGAAGAGCAUCGAUGCGAGAUUAGAACGGAUGCAAAUUGAGCUUACUGCGGUUCUAAAUAAAUUGCAGCAUGGCUUAAUCAAAACGGAAGAGACUAGUGUUAAAUGCAUUCCAUCGAACUUCGAAAAGAUCGGUGCAAGAUUCUUCUACAUUGUACAAGAUGUUAAGCAAAAUUGGACUGAUGCUGAGGACUUCUGUCUUCUAAAGGGCGGUUAUCUAGCCUCUAUUCAAAACGAAGAGGAAUUCAACGCCAUUGUGUCCAAACUCGAGGAUUCGGAGCCAUACUUUCUGGGCAUCAACGACAGGGCCAAAAGAGGCGAUUUUAUAUCUGUGGUCUCCGGCAAACAAUCUUCGUUUUUGAAGUGGCAUCAGGAUGAACCCUUUUACCAAAACGACAGUGAGGCCUGCGUUGCUAUUGUAGAAGGCCUGAUGCGAGUGCACAAUUGUACUUUCAAAAAAUAUUUCAUUUGCCAGGCAGAUAAAGCAAUUUAG